CGCUGUUUACUGGCCACUUCCACGCGGUCAGUUUGCUCGGCUGCAGCCAGUGUCUGCGUUACAGCGUGGAGGCUGCAGGAGACAGAGCAGGUUUCCCGUGGGGUCCCCCAAAGGGAUGCCUCUGGAAGGCAGCUUACAGAGACUAAGAAAUAGGAGGAGGAGUUUACAAUACCUGACUUGGGCUGCUCCUAACCCAGUGCUGUGCACCAACAAAGAUAAUUUUCCAGCAUUAUGAAGGCAAAGAAGAAUCCUGAUGACAGACAGACUGCUGAAGACCCGAGCUCAGUGCGGCCCGGCAUGUGAGGCCGAGGACGGGGCCCCCGUUAGCAGUUAGCUGCCGAGAUCUGUAACUGCCCAUCCCUCUGGUUAGCAGCGAGAGACUGAAUCCUGUCUAUGAUGAGCUGUUGGUUUUCUUGUGCUCCUAAGGACAAACUUGCAACAGAUUGGAAUAAAUAUGACGACCGAUUGAUGAAAGCUGCAGAAAGGGGAGACGUGGAGAAAGUGUCCUCCAUCCUUGCUAAAAAGGGAGUCAAUGCAGGCAAACUCGACGUGGAAGGCAGAUCUGCCUUCCAUGUUGUGGCCUCCAAGGGGAAUCUUGAGUGUCUGAACGCCAUCCUCAUACAUGGGAUUGAUAUCACAAGCAGUGAUACUGCAGGGAGAAAUGCUCUUCACCUGGCUGCUAAGUACGGACAUGCUCUGUGCCUACAAAAACUGCUGCAGUAUAAUUGUCCCACUGAACACAUAGACCUGCAAGGCAGAACUGCACUUCACGAUGCAGCGAUGGCAGAUUGUCCUUCCAGCAUCCAGCUGCUCUGUGACCAUGGGGCCUCUGUGAAUGCCAAAGACAUAGAUGGGCGGACACCACUUGUUCUGGCCACUCAGAUGUGUAGACCAACCAUCUGCCAGCUGCUGAUAGACCGGGGGGCAGACGUCAAUUCCAGAGACAAGCAAAACAGAACUGCUCUCAUGCUGGGCUGUGAGUAUGGCUGCAGAGAUGCCGUAGAAGUCUUAGUUAAAAAUGGUGCUGAUGUAAACUUACUGGAUGCCCUUGGCCACGAUAGUUCUUACUAUGCAAGAAUUGGUGACAACCUGGACAUUCUAACCUUAUUGAAGAAUGCAUCUGAAAAUACCAGCAAAGGGAGAGAACUUUGGAGGAAAGGACCAUCUUUGCAACAGCGGAACUUGACACACAUUCAAGAUGAAGUGAACGUGAAGUCAAACCAGAGGGAGCAUCGAAACAUUGAGGAUCUAGAAGUGGAAAAUGAAGAUUUGAAGGAGAGGUUGAGAAAAAUCCAGCAAGAACAGAGAAUCCUGCUGGAUAAAGUCAAUGGUUUGCAGUUACAGCUGAAUGAGGAAGUUAUGGUGGCUGAUGAUCUGGAGAGUGAGAGAGAAAAGCUGAAGUCCCUUUUGGCAGCUAAAGAAAAGCAACACGAAGAAAGCCUAAGAACUAUUGAGGCUCUGAAAAAUCGAUUUAAGUAUUUUGAGAGUGAUCACUUGGGAUCAGGAAGUCAUUUCAGCAACCGAAAAGAAGAUAUGCUUCUUAAGCAAGGCCCAGUGUACAUGACAGACUCACAGUGUGCUUCCACAGGCGCACCAGCUCACGUGCAAAGCAGGUCAGUUUUAAGACCACUGGAGCUCCUACCCACUCAAGCCUCCUACUCGGAAAACGAAAUAUUAAAGAAAGAUCUGGAAGCCAUGCAAGCUUUCUGCGAUUCGGCGAAGCAGGACCGGCUGAAGCUGCAGAACGAGCUGGCGCACAAAGUGGCCGAGUGCAAAGCGCUGGCGCUGGAGUGUGAGCGCGUCAAGGAGGACUCGGACGAGCAGGUCAGGCAGCUGGAAGAUGCCUUGAAGGACGUGCAGAGGCGGAUGUAUGAGUCAGAAGGGAAGGUGAAGCAGAUGCAGACCCACUUUCUGGCCCUGAAGGAACAUCUGACCAGUGAGGCUGCCGCGGGCACCCACGGAGCUGUGCAGGAACUGAAGGACCAGCUGAAAGACGUGAAGGCCAAGUAUGAAGCGGCUCUGGCAGAAGUGGGGAAACUGAGAAACCAAGUCAAACAGAGUGAGAUGUUAGCUGAAGAGUUUAAGAGAGACGAAGGCAGGCUGAUGGAAGAAAAUAAGAGACUGCAGAAAGAAUUCAGCAUGUGUGACAUGGAGCGAGAAAAGAAAGGAAGAAAGAUCCUGGAGAUGGAAGGCCAGUUAAAAGAGCUGCUAGCGAAGGUGGCCCUUUCCAUUCCUGCAGAGAAAUUUGAAAACAUGAAGAGCUUAUUGUCAAACGAAGCAAACGAGAAAGCGAAAAAGCUGGGCGAGAUGGAGAGAGAGUAUGAAAAAUCACUCAGUGAGACCCGGCAGCUCAAGAGAGAACUGGAGAAUGUCAGGGCGAAACUCGCCCAACACAUCAGACCGGAGGAGCACGAGCAGCUGCGGAGCCGGCUGGAGCAGAGGUCGGCGGAGCUGGCGAGGAAGGUGGCCGAGCUCACCCUCCAGAAUCAGGCCCUGCAGAAGGAGGGUGACAAGGUCUCUCUGGACAAUAAGCUCCUCAGCCAGCAGGUCCACAACCUAACCGCGGAGAUGAAAACUCACUACGUUCCCUUAAAAGUGAGCGAAGAAAUGAAAAAGUCACACGACGUAAAUAUCAAUGACUUAAAUAAAAAACUUUCCGAUGUCACCAAGAAAUACACAGAAAAGAAGCUGGAGACAGAGAAACUGCUGAUGGAAAAUGACAGACUAAGUAAGAACGUCAGCCGCCUGGAAACAGUGUGUAUACCUCCAGAGAAACAUGAAAAGGAGAUAAUGGCCCUGAAAUCCAAUAUCGCUGAACUCAGAAAACAGUUAUCUGAAGUUAAUAAAAAAUGUGGUGAAGACCAGGAGAAAAUCCAUGGGCUCAUGUCUGAAAACACCAGCCUGAGAAAAACCCUAAACAACCAGUACGUGCCCGCCAAAACCCACGAAGAGGUGCAGGCCACCCUGAACGGUGCACUAGAUAAAGCCAACAGGGAGCUAUCCAAUGUGCAAAAGAGGUUUGAAGACGUGAGCCAAGAAUGUCUUAAAGUCAAAGAUGAGAAUGAAAUUUUAAAGAGAAACCUGGAAAACACCCACAACCAAAUGAAAGCCGAGUACAUCAGCCUGGCUGAUCACGAGGGAAAGAUGAGCGCGGCGAGGCGGAGCCUGAAGGAGGCGCAGGCCGAGAAGGCGGCUGCCGUGGCCAGCUGCGGCCGGGCCCAGGACGAGAUCGCGACGCUGCAUGCCGAGAUCCAAGCCCAGGGGAAGGAGCUGGACACCCUGCAGGAGUGCAUCAAGCUCAAGUACACGCCCCGCGUCAGCUUCGAGGAGUGUGAGCGCAAGUGGAAAGCGGCAGAGAAGGAGCUCAAGGAACGGCUGGCGGAACAGACACAGAAGUGCGGCGCCCGGGAAGAAGAGGCCAAGAGGACCAUGCAAGAGAACGAGCGGUUGAGGAAGGAGCUGGUGGCACUUGAGAAGGAGCUCAAGGACAAGAGCGCCCUGGCGGACAGCGCCCACGAGGCACAGAGAGCGCUGAGCAGGAAAUCGGAAGAGCUCCGCCAGCAGCUGACGGAGCAGACACAGAAGUGCGCCGAGGCCAGGCAGGAGAGAGAGCAGCUCCUGGAAGAGAAGGCCAGGCAGGCUUCCGAGGUCCUGGCAGCCCAGGAGCUCUUGCAGAAGCAGCACGUGCCUCUGGAACAGGUCGAGGCUCUGAAAACAUCUCUCCGGGGCGAGAUCGAGGGCUUGAAGGAAGAGCUGAGGCAGAAGCAGCGGUGCGUGGAGCAGGAGCGGCAGACUGCGAGCUCCCUGCGCCGGCUGCUGGAGGACCACCGGAGCGCCUCCGUGCCGCUCGCGGAUCACCUGCAGGUUAAGGAAGCUUUUGAGAAAGAGGUGGGGCUCAUGAAAGCUACCCUGAGGGAAAAGGAAGAGGAAAGCCAAAACAAAACGGAAGAAGUCUCCAAACUGCAGACGGAGGUGCAAAGUACCAAACAGGCGCUAAGGAAACUGGAGACCAGGGAGGUCGUUGAUUUGUCUAAAUAUAAAGCAAUGAAGAGCGAUUUAGAGAGCCAGAUCACCAACUUGAAUGACAAGUUGGCCAACCUGAAUAGAAAGUAUGACGAAGUAUGUGAGGAGGUCUUGCACGCCCAAAAGAAGAGGCCGUCCGUAAAGGAUGAGGAGCUGCUGCAUCUCAGCAUCGAGCAAGAGAUCAAGGACCAGAAGGAGCGGUGCGACAAGUCCUUGACCACGAUCCUGGAACUACAGCAAAGGAUACAAGAAUCUGCUGAGCAAAUUGAAGCCAAAGAUAACAAGAUAACGGAACUGCUUAAUGACGUAGAAAGACUGAAGCAGGCACUCAGUGGCCUUUCCCAGCUCACCUACACCAGUGGCAGCUCCACCAAGCGGCAGAACCAGCUGGUGGACACUCUGCAGCACCAAGUGAAGGCCCUGCAACAGCAGUUGUCUGAGGCUGACAGACAGCACCAGGAAGUAAUUGCAAUCUACCGGACACACCUCCUCAGUGCUGCCCAGGGUCACAUGGAUGAAGACGUCCAGGCGGCCUUGCUGCAGAUCAUCCAGAUGCGGCAGGGACUUGUGUGCUAAUGUUCAUGCUGACCCGCCAUCUGCCUCUGGCUUCGUCCUGCUGGUGCUGAGCGUUCUGGGUGCUCCUCUGGGCCUUACUCUGAUUAUAGAAUUAAAAUAAAAUAUAUUUUGUCCUGUU
Molecule: messenger RNA, 4717 nt
Organism: Jaculus jaculus (lesser Egyptian jerboa)
Lineage: Eukaryota; Metazoa; Chordata; Mammalia; Rodentia; Dipodidae
Gene: Uaca
Product: uveal autoantigen with coiled-coil domains and ankyrin repeats
Exons: 19
Coding region: 394-4599 (1401 amino acids)
Molecular function (GO): actin binding
Source: RefSeq, a predicted model, not a curated record